UCACAUGUUAUACUGUACAUUAGGGUGCAUCAACAAACACAAUUCUUGAAUUUUGAUAUGGCUGGGUGCUAAAAGUGUUCCAAUAUAUGUAGAAACAACACAUGCAAAAUAUUUUUCCAAUACAUGAUGAUUUAGGGGUGCCACCGCACAUCUGUUUUUGUUGGAUAAAGUGGUAAACAGUGCUCAAUGGGCGCCAUGGAGAUCUGAGGUAAACAAGACUGCAGUUCAAGAAAACUGAGGUGAUCUUUCUGUUUUUGUGUUGGGCACUGCACAACACAACCUACCCCAGGAUCCAGCUCUCCUAAGAUGCUGCCCUCACCAACUGGUCCCUGCCAGACUAGCAGUCGCAGCCUGGUCUUUGGUCUGGGCCCCAGCAUCACCAGUGAGGAUGGCAUCAUCACCGGCGACAAACUGCCAACUGGUCGUCAGAUCUUACGCUGCAUGCUUGCCAAGAAACCUGGUGCAAACGGAGCGUUGUCGCAGUUCGAGGCAACCAAGGGUGUCCUGGAGCAGGUGCGGCUAUUUUACAAGAAAGCCAACAUCCCAAUGGUGAGCGACAAGCGGGCCUGCCACAAGAUGGUAGACUUAGUCAAUGCUAACAACAAGCUGCGGAAAAUCUCCCAGGCCAAGCGCUCCAGUGAGACUACAGCGAAACAAUUGGAGAAAAUGGAGUGCAGACUUGAUGCCACAUUUCCGCUGUGGCCUCCAAAUGUUGAAAAGCUGAUUGAUAACCCAGAAGACCUAGCUUUCUUGGCCAGCAUGAAGACCGACAGAGUGGCCACAUUUGGUGUAUUGGACAAAAAGCUGCAGCUCAAGGUGAAGCGGCGAGAGGAGCGUCAAGCUGCUGCAGCAGCCAGGCAGUCCCGCUGUGAAAAGGAGCUGGAGGAGAUGACGGCAAUGUCCAGCUUGGUGUCGGAGAGUGAUGAGGAGCCAGAGGAGGAUACUAACACAGUCUGUCUAACAUCUGAGGGCGAACCAUCCCACAAGCGUAAGAAGACUGGAACAAACGUCUUCAUUCCACAUGACAUCCUUAGCCGACCAAGUGUUGUGUCACUGGCUACAAGGUUGAAGAUGUCACCAACGCAACAGGCUGCCUUCACGCGUGGCCUGUUUGCAGAGUCAGGCGGUGACUGUACACAUCUCUCUGCAUCUUACGCAACAGCUGACCGAGCAAGACGCCAAGUGCUGGAGACAAUCAGUGAGGAACGGCACAAGCAGUGGACACCACCUCCAUUGUGCACCCUACACUGGGACAUCAAGUUAACACCGAUGCUCACCAAUGUGCGCCAGUUGGAGGAGCGUCUUACAGUGGUGGUUGGAGAUGCAGAGCGGCUGAAACUGCUUGGUGUCCCGGCGUAUAAGAAGCAGACCAAUGAGGCAUGUGGAGUGAUCAUUGCCCGGUUGACAUGCAAGUUGCUGCAGGACUGGUGCUGCGCUGACCAGGUUGGCAACAUGGCAUUUGACACCACUGCGUCAAACACCGGCCAUCUCACAGCAGCCUGCAUUGCCAUACAGCUCUCACUGGGCCGACCACUGCUUUGGUCUGGGUGCCGGCACCACAUUGGUGAGGUCCUCCUGAACCAGGUUUUUACAGACCUGAAGAUGGAGACAUCGACGCUCGCCAGAGGUGGUGAAGAGCAGACUGCAGUGACCUUCCAACGACCGGGAGCGCUCCACAAGGCACGAUGGAUGGCCAAGCUGCUCUAUACUCUCAAGCUGGCUUUGAUGAAGCAGCACAUCGCGUUGCUUCCCCAGGGCACAAUUACCACACGGCAGCAGGUGCCGAAGAUUCGGGCAUUUGCCAUUUUCAUUACACACAUCUAUGCAAAGUGGUGGUUGACCUGCGAUAAAUCUGUAGAUGCUGCCUGGAAUGACCUGACACUCUACCACCACCUGCAGGCAUACAAGGCUGUAGAUGAAGGCAUUGCAGCAUCAGCGAUCAAGGCACUGGAGAGGCAUCGCUGGUACCUGACAGGUGAGAUGCUACCCCUGGCUCUCUUCAGCAGCAAGGUGCCCAAUGAGGACAAGCGUGCACUUGCCAGUGCGAUCUUGGAGCACAAGCCCGCUGAUCUCCCCAUGCACAUCCCUGAGCAGCGCUUUGGCACUGGCUUUGGCAAGCCAAAGUUCCCCACCCUCUUGCCAACCACCAGCUUGGCUGAUCUCGCCAAUAGGAUUGCUGGUUUGGGAUGCAGCCAGCUGCACAUUGAUCCAGAAUUGAUGUCUCUCGAUGUGAAGGAAUGGGCGACCAAUGCUGCGUUCAAAAAAAGUGAGGUCAAUGUAUGUGCAAUGAACGUGGUCAAUGACUGUGCCGAGCGUGGCGUCAAGCUCACGUCCGACUUCGUCGCAGUGGCCAGGAAGGAGCAGCACCUGCAGAAUGUGCUGCAGGCAGUUGAACAUGACCGCAGCCAACAGCAAAACCUUCGCCGCUGCAAGCUAAUCGCACGCUUGCGAUAG
Messenger RNA from Gymnodraco acuticeps, 2454 nucleotides. RefSeq lists its product as uncharacterized. The record is from RefSeq and is a predicted model, not a curated record. Lineage: Eukaryota; Metazoa; Chordata; Actinopteri; Perciformes; Bathydraconidae. The transcript is spliced from 3 exons. The coding region runs from base 307 to 2454 and encodes 715 amino acids.